This is a messenger RNA of Melanotaenia boesemani (Boeseman's rainbowfish), 1479 nucleotides long. It is a transcript of the gene paqr7b, whose product is annotated as progestin and adipoQ receptor family member VII, b. The record is from RefSeq and is a predicted model, not a curated record. Bases 166 to 1224 code for a protein of 352 amino acids. Gene Ontology annotation, biological process: response to steroid hormone. The transcript is spliced from 2 exons. Gene Ontology annotation, molecular function: steroid binding; nuclear steroid receptor activity. Lineage: Eukaryota; Metazoa; Chordata; Actinopteri; Atheriniformes; Melanotaeniidae. Gene Ontology annotation, cellular component: plasma membrane.
UGCGCCGUGAGAUCCACCAAGCACUGCUGCUCCCGUCACGGUCAUCCUUUCUCAGUCCAGCCCAUCAAAUAAUGUUAUCCAUGUUCUGCACGGCUUCGAUUACUUCAUAGACUCCCUUGUCUAAGAGUUUGGACUGAUUCCACCGCCGACAGUCUCUAGUUUACCAUGGCAACGGUAGUGAUGGAGCAGAUUGGCCGGCUGUUUAUCAACGCGCAGCAGCUGCGACAGAUCCCUCAGCUGCUUGAGUCGGCCUUUCCCACGCUGCCUUGCACUGUGAAGUUGUCUGACGUACCCAAGGUGUUCCAAGAGCGCCACAUCCUCACCGGCUACAGGCAGACGGACCAAAGCUGGCGUUACUACUUUCUCACCCUCUUCCAAAGGCACAACGAGACCCUCAAUGUGUGGACCCAUCUGCUGGCUGCUCUCAUCAUCUUGGUGAAGUGGCAAGAGAUCUCAGAGACAGUGGAUUUUCUGCGUGACCCUCAUGCCCAGCCCCUCUUCAUCGUACUCCUGGCAGCUUUCACCUACCUCUCCUUCAGUGCUCUCGCUCAUCUCCUCUCUGCCAAGUCAGAGCUUUCCUACUACACCUUCUACUUCCUCGACUAUGUGGGGGUUGCUGUCUACCAGUACGGGAGUGCUCUGGCACACUACUACUAUGCCAUAGAGAAGGAGCUGCACACCACAGUGCAGGGGUUCUUUUUACCCGCCGCAGCAUUCUUGGCUUGGCUUACUUGCUUCGGGUGCUGCUAUGGCAAGUAUGCCGGUUCUGAGCUGCCCAAGUUCACCCACAAGCUCUUUCAAGUGGUGCCCUCAGCCUUGGCUUACUGUUUAGACAUAAGCCCUGUGGUUCAUCGCAUUUACAGCUGCUACCGGGAUGGUUGCUCCGACCCAAUCAUACCGUACCACAUCUACCAUGUGCUCUUUUUUCUAAUCGGCGCCUAUUUCUUCUGCUGCCCACACCCAGAGAGUUUGUUCCCUGGGAGGUGUGACUUCAUCGGGCAGGGCCACCAGAUCUUUCAUGUGUUUGUGAUGGUGUGCACCCUGAUGCAAAUCGAAGCGCUGCGAACAGACUUCACAGUGCGCCGCCCCUUCUACGAGCGUCUCCACGGAGAUCUUGCACACGAUGCCGUUGCACUCUUCAUCUUCACCACCUGCUGCAGUGCUCUUACUGCUUUUUAUGUGCGCAAGCGUGUACGUGCCUCUCUUCACGAGAAGGAUGAGUGAGAAUUAAAUUAAUUUAAAAAAAAGGUAAAUUUAUUUUACUCAGUAGUGAUGGUUUUAAAAAUGUUUUUGUCAAUGAAAAAUAUAAGUUUGUGACAGUGACUUAUAAUCAUUUCUCUGUGAUCUGCCAAACUACAGUGAAGUAAAGUGACAGAGGAUGUGCUUUUUUGUGACUUACAGUGAGGAAAAGGGAAUCUUGUAUCCUGUCUAUAGCAAUGCAGGUAGUACUCACCUUUUUUUGGGGGGGGGGAGUAAAGA